Messenger RNA from Rhizophagus irregularis DAOM 181602=DAOM 197198, 388 nucleotides. Lineage: Eukaryota; Fungi; Glomeromycota; Glomeromycetes; Glomerales; Glomeraceae. The record is from RefSeq and is a predicted model, not a curated record.
AAGUUACAUGAAUCAGGAUAUUUUCAUAAAGAUUUUCAUAGUGGAAAUAUAUUACAUUUCAGAUUUUGGAUUAUCUGGACCAUCAACCAAACAAAAAUCUGGUGAUAAAAUAUGUGGAGUAAUGCCAUAUGUCGCACCAGAAGUGUUGAAUGGAGAACCAUAUGCAUUAUCCUCGGAUAUUUAUAGUUUUGGUAUAAUUAUGAUAGAAUUAUUAUCCGGAAAACCACCUUUUUAUAAAAGAAAACAUGAUACUACCUUAGCAUUAGAAAUAUGUAAUGGACUCAGACCAGAAUUUGGGAAAGGAACUCCUGAAAUUUAUAAGAAACUAGCUUAUAAAUGUAUGAAUGCUAAUUCAAAUCAAAGACCAACAGCCAGUGAAUUGCAUGAU